AUUUUCGGUAUCGCAGUUCAGCAUGCAUGUUGCGCGGUUUGGAGUUCAUUUCUAUUUCAAUCUGCUCGCAAGAUUGCUAAAAUAGAGGUCUACUAUCAAGAUUCAUGUAGAAUUAUGGUGUAAUUUGGGAUUGAAGAAUACCAGCAUCAUAGCCAAAGUUGAUGAGGCCUUGAGGUCACAAUAGGUCAAGAUGACUUCUAUCAUCAAGCUAACCCCAUUCUCUGGGGUGUUGGAUGAAUCUCCACCAUGUUACAUGCUACAAGUAGAUGAGUUUAGGUUUCUACUAGACUGUGGAUGGGAUGAACAUUUCACCAUGGAGAACAUAGAAGGACUCAAAAAGCAUAUUCACCAGGUAGACGCUGUUCUCUUGUCGUAUCCAGACAAUCUCCAUCUAGGAGCCUUGCCCUAUCUGGUGGGCAAGUGUAACCUGACUUGUCCAAUCUAUGCCACUGUUCCAGUCUACAAGAUGGGACAGAUGUUCAUGUAUGAUUUGUAUCAGUCUAAACACAACUAUGAAGAGUUUGAUUUGUUUAAUCUGGAUGAUGUUGAUGCUGCUUUUGAUAGGAUCAUUCAGCUCAAGUACUCUCAGAGUGUCACCUUAAAAGGCAAAGGUCAUGGUCUGACCAUCACACCACUCUCUGGUGGUCACAUGAUCGGAGGGACCAUCUGGAAGAUCGUCAAGGAUGGAGAGGAAGAGAUCAUCUAUGCUGUCGACUAUAAUCACAAGAAAGAGCGCCAUCUUAAUGGAGCAGUCCUUGAGACUAUCAGUAGACCAAGUCUUCUCAUCACAGAUUGUUUCAAUGCAACGUACGUUCAGGCUAGGCGGAGGGCCAGGGAUGAGAAACUAAUGGAUAUUAUAUUGAAUACAAUGAGGAAUGAAGGCAAUGUUCUGAUAUCUGUUGACACAGCAGGCAGAGUUGUAGAACUCUCACUCCUUUUGGACCAACUGUGGAGGAAUCAGGAUUCUGGGUUAGGAAAUUACAACUUAGCGAUGCUCAACAAUGUCAGUUACAAUGUUGUGGAAUUUGCAAAAUCACAGGUUGAAUGGAUGAGUGACAAGGUGAUGAGAGCAUUUGAAGACAGAAGAAACAAUCCAUUCCAGUUUAAGCAUCUCAAGCUUUGUCACAAUCUCAAGGAAUUAGCGAAAGUUCCUGACCCGAAGGUUGUGUUAGCCAGUGUUCCAGAUUUAGAGUGUGGCUACUCAAGAGAACUAUUCAUUCAAUGGAGUGGUGAUGCUAAGAACAGUGUGAUACUCACCAACAGGACGUCACAUGGUACACUAGCUAGGAGGUUGAUAGAAACACCUAACCCAAACCAACUCAAACUCAGGGUGAGCAAAAGAGUGAAGCUUGAGAAAGAAGAAUUAGAUGAGUACAGGAUACAUGAAAAGGAGAAAGAAAGACAGAGAAAAGUAGAUGAAGCUGCCCAAAGGAGAUUAGAAGGAGAUUCGAGUGAUGAGAGUGAAGAAGAGAUGGAGGUAGAUGACAUGGGAAGAUCAAGGACCAAGCAUGAUCUUAUGAUGAAUACAGAUACUGGGAAGAAAGGAACAAGUUUCUUCAAGACUGUGAAGAAGUCGUACCCCAUGUUUCCAUUCCAUGAAGAGCGAUUAAGAUGGGAUGAUUAUGGUGAAGUCAUCAAACCUGAAGACUAUAUGAUCAAAGAAACCGUACAGACAGAGGAAGAGAAAGAAGUCAAAGAAGAAGAGAAUGCUGACUUUGAAGAUGCAGCUGAAGGUGACAUACCAACAAAGUGCAUAGCAAGCCAGAUCAUUGUGGAUGUGAAAUGUUCUAUAACCUUCAUUGAUUUUGAAGGUCGUUCAGAUGGGGAAUCAAUGAAGAAGCUUAUCACUCAAGUCAAACCAAGACAAUUGGUGUUGGUUCGGGGUCAGAUGAAUGCCACACAGCAUCUAGCUGAAUACUGUCAUUUACAGCUUGCUGGAGUCAAAGUCUUCAUUCCAAGAAUGAAUGAAAUCUGUGAUGCUACUAUGGAGAGUCAUAUCUAUCAGGUGAAACUGAAGGACAGUCUUGUGAGCUCUCUGCUCUUCUCUAAGACCCGUGAUACAGAGUUAUCUUGGAUUGAUGGAUGUUUAGAUCUACAGUCUGCAGGAGACAAGCUUGCAGGCAAGGCUAUCAAAGGAUCAGAUAGCUCACCCAAUGGAGAUGAGAAGAGUUUUGGAGAUGAGAAGAAGAAAACUCCUGGACUUGGACUUGGAAAUGAGAGUGAAGAUUCAAGUGAUGAUGAAGAUGAUAUCAUUCCUGUGCUUGAUGCUGUCCAAACAAACGAGGUAACACCCCAUCGGCAGGUGUAUGUCAACCCACCAAGGUUCCUAGACUUCAAGCAGGUGCUGGCUAAGAAUGGAAUCAGAGCAGAGUUCACAGGAGGUGUACUUGUAUGUAAUAACACUGUCGCCAUCAAAAGGAAUGAGAAAGGCCAUCUGACUCUGGAAGGAGCUGUGUGUGAUGAUUACUACACUGUUAGGGAACUUUUGUAUGAGCAGUAUGCCAUUGUAUGAGGAAAGCCUAACAUAGCACCUUGAAGACUUCCACCCACGUAUAUUCCCAGGCUUCCACUGCAUAAAAAGAAAUUGAGAAAGCUAUGCUGUGACAGGUCACCUAAUGUAUUGCUAUUCUACCUCCGAAAGGAUUCCAUCUUUGCCUGUCUGUCUGACAUCUGUGUAUAAAUUACAAUGGAAUUAGCAUGUCAGCAGGGGAAACCUUGAACAGUGGAAUGAAAAGUGUUGAUAGUAUGGAUGCCUUAGGAUGGUAUCAGGAAUCCCUGAGUUCAGAGAUCAUCCGUGAACAAACGAAGGUUUCAGUCUGGAUACUGGAGUGGAGGUCUAAAGAUAAUUCUACCUUUGCAAGAUGAUACAGAGACCAAAGAUACAAUGACUUUACUUCUGUCUUGAAAGGCAUGUCAGAUUUCUGUAAAUUGAGAUCUUUACUGAGCAAGAAUUGAUAUUGCACACAACCUGGCAGUUACUGGUAGUGCUAGGAGAGCUGGCUGAUACAUUAAAUAUUGCACUGAACUUUGGUCUGCGAAAGAUAGGAGCUCUACCACAUCCUUGACUAAAGUUUACUCUUUAAAGAUUGAUUAAGGUCAAUAUGAGUAAAUAUUUAUGAAGACAAAUCUUUAGUAAAUCAGACUGAUAAACAAAGGAUAUUGUGAGUGAGAUGUGCACAUUAAGAUUUGGAUUAAGUAAGAUUGAGAAUACUAGAAGCAUAAGUUAAAUGUAGCAUUGUCAUUGAGUGUUGCAUUAACACCACACACCAAUCUCUAGCAAUUCCACUUUGCACGGCACUCCAGUAUGCCACUGUGUAUGGAGAGAAAAGAAGAUCAUAUUAUAAACCUCGGCUGUAUGUACAGUAUUUAACCAUUUCAUGAUAAUUCAUUUUGUCACUAACUUGGCAAAUAAACACUGCCUGAAGCUUGUGGUAAUACAGGGACCAAUGUUUUUUUACAACAAGUUUGAUGAUAUGAAUUGAAAACAAGAGCCAGUGGCAAGUGGGCUUAAGAAAAAAAAAAAUCCUCAUAUAUGUAUAAGUGGCACGCUCUCACUCUCGCUUUGUCUCUUUCUCUCUCUCUCUAAAAGCCACCCAUGUGUGGUCUCUUCUAUUGCCUACUAGGAAGAAGAAUAUUCAUGUUGUACAACCUGUCUAGAAAUGUCACCUGCCUUUCUGUGGGUUCUGUAUAUGUUGCUUUGUUUCCCAUGGAUUUGAGAAAGAAACCAAGAAAAUACAAUUUGAGAAGUAUUCUUUUAAAUAUUUGUGGAACAUUCAUGAUUGACAUGGAAUUAAAAUAUUUAAAUCACCUGCAAUUGACCUUUUCUACACAUAACCAGUGUUGAAUACUGGUUCUGUUCAAUUGUUCAGAUACACACUCCUUCCUUGCAAAGCCAUUUCUUGAACUAAAGAAGAGAGUAAUCCUAAAUCAUAAAGUAUCAAGAAAGUACCAAUGAAUAUAGGGGGGAAUGGAAUGAACAUACACAUUAUACAUAUCCAUGCCAUGGCAUUUUUCAUAAGAUUACUGAUAUCUGCUGAUUUUCUUGCUGGUACAUAGUGUGCAUGAAGAAUUAACAAUGUAUCAGAUCCUGGAUCCGGUAGACAUAUGAUUUGCCAUCUGAUCAAUUGUACAUUUUCUUUAUCUCAUGUCUCCGCAUAUGAUUAAGUGCAGAUGUUUUGUGGUGUAAAUUUGUAAUAAAUUUUUUGAGAAAAUCUGAAAA
Messenger RNA from Strongylocentrotus purpuratus (purple sea urchin), 4219 nucleotides. Its product is annotated as cleavage and polyadenylation specificity factor subunit 2-like. The coding region runs from base 191 to 2512 and encodes 773 amino acids. Lineage: Eukaryota; Metazoa; Echinodermata; Echinoidea; Camarodonta; Strongylocentrotidae. The record is from RefSeq and is a predicted model, not a curated record. Gene Ontology annotation, molecular function: RNA binding. Gene Ontology annotation, cellular component: mRNA cleavage and polyadenylation specificity factor complex. Gene Ontology annotation, biological process: mRNA 3'-end processing by stem-loop binding and cleavage. The transcript has 20 exons.